CAGACUCAAAAAUCAGUUUGGGUUCUUGUCCAAAGUGAUGCUGAAUACCGUGGAGAUGACUUCACCGCAAGUCUGACGGCUGGUAAUGUAGAUAUACUCAAUAGUUCUGGCAUCCUUGUGGCUCAUUAUCUUCAACGGAUGGCUCCACGUGUUGAUGUAGGAGGAGAACUUCUCUACCACUAUGGCUCUGGCCAGGAAGUGGCCAUGAUGUCCUGCGCGGGUCGAUACACAGCAGAUGAUUGGAUCGCCUCAGCGACAGUUGGUCAAACAGGAUGGCAUUUAAGUUACUGGCACAAGGGCAAUGAGAAUGUAAAGGUUGGCGUAGAGUAUGAGUAUAACACAAGGGCCCGCGAUAGUUCGGUUAGCGCAGGGUAUCUAAUUGAUGUACCCAAAGCUAAUUUUACAUUUCGCGGAAUGCUGGAUACAAAUUGGACAGUGGCGGCUGUUAUGGAAAAGAGACUUCCUCCAUUGCCAUUCACGUUUUUGUUGAGUGGUAUGGUAAAUCAUACCAAGAAUCAAGCGCGGUUUGGGUUUGGUCUAAAUAUAGGUUGACUGUUGGGUUCAAUGUCAGUAUCUGAGUAGCUCUGUACCUACCCCUCCCUCAGCCCAACAACAUUCAACUGAUACCAAGUUAGGGUUAAUGUGGGACAAGGGGAGGGGUAGGUGAGUUGUUGCUUGGAUAUCGACAUUGAUACAAAUAUUGUUGCUAAGAGCAAUGAGAUUUUUUGUUAUUACUUUUAACGGCUUUGUGUGGAUCAAUCAGAUUGUGGAAGCAAACUCUCUCCAGAUUUGGCUUUUUCAGUGCCUACAGCACUGUCACCUUGAGGACCAGUGGGCAGGGUGUUUUUAUUUUAUUGGGGACUGGAGUAGGAACUGUUUAUAAAUGGAAUGGCGCAUGUAUAAAUGAAAGAUCCGAUAUACGUGUGGGGAAAGACUGAAAUUCAUGGUUGCAAAGGACAGAUCUGAAUGAAUUGCUUUCUGAUAAUCUCUGAAUUUCCUUCCUUCGGUGGAAGAGUACAGCUUGAUUAGAAGCUUAAUAAACAGCUCUCAUGUGGUCUUUCUAUAUUUGAA
Molecule: messenger RNA, 1071 nt
Organism: Pocillopora damicornis (cauliflower coral)
Lineage: Eukaryota; Metazoa; Cnidaria; Anthozoa; Scleractinia; Pocilloporidae
Product: mitochondrial import receptor subunit TOM40 homolog
Biological process (GO): protein import into mitochondrial matrix
Cellular component (GO): mitochondrial outer membrane
Molecular function (GO): transmembrane protein transporter activity
Source: RefSeq, a predicted model, not a curated record